AAUAGCUUUUCGCCCGUUUUGAUGGCUUGAGGCUGACAAGCCCAGCUGAGUUGAGUUUGAGACUGUCCAUUUCCUCCCAACUGAAUUGUAGACUACGUCUUCGUGAACAACUCCCCCAUAAUCAACUCGCAAAGAGUCCGAAACCACUGAGCCUCUCUUUAUUCACCCUGCCAAUCCAGCAAAUUACUAGCCCUGACUUGGGGGUCGCAAAGUCCCUCGACCUCUGAGCUGUCACCGUUCUCACUCCGUCAGCAAAGCUCUACCUACAACAGCACUCUCAGCCGCAGCCCUCAAUCAGCACUAAGCCCAAUUCCAGUUGAGCAACCCCAGUGUAAACUGCACAAUAGUGGAGGCGGUGGCUCAUUAUCCCUGACCUGGCGCCAUGAAUAUCGAAGAGGGCUGAGUUGAGUUGCGGGGACAUGGGAGACUAGACAGUUGUAGGCGGCAUUGCCCGCCGAAGAGGUUGUUCAAUAAAUAAAUAAGAGGCUGACCCCCUUGGGAGGUGGAUGUUUGCUGACGCCUGAAUGAUCCUUUAAGCUAAGAAACCUAGAUGCUCUAAGAACAAAACGCACGCUGGCCGACGGCGACCAGAGGAGCAUUCUUACGAUUACACGUUGAUGACAACAGAACUUCUGUAUGAGAAACGACCAACCAGUACCAAUCACCAUUGAGCAGGAAUACUCUGGAAGAGACGGACAACUACUCUGUCGAGCCAAUUGCUGAGCUUCGGUUCCAACAGAAAUCACCGCAGCGUAAGAGCACAGAGAAUAAGACACCCUCGCGAUGCUCAUCAAUGGAAACCAUCGUGCUCAGGCACAAUUCGAUCGGGCAAAAUGGCGCCCAAUGGUUAUGAUCCCUACCUGGGCUCUUCAGCUAGGCUUGUCUAUGUCUAUGAUGGGACUUUUCGCCUACAGAUUGGGCGAUAGCAUGAAGGUGAAUAAGGACAAUGACAAGAAGAACGACGAUCCUACAAUCGAGAUUGUGUGGGAGGCUACAAAUGUAGCUCUAUGGUUCGUUGCAUCUCUAUGCAGUUUCGUCGAAAUCGCCAAAUACUUCGCGGAGGCCUUAACUCCGUGGACCAUGCUCUUCACACACGUCAUAAAGUUGACCUGCGCGAUCGCCACUCUCGCGCUUGAUAUAGUUGUCUACACCGAGAAACACGACAAGCACUACUCCCUCGUCGCUCUUGGGUUAGACUGUGCUUUUAUCAUCACCUCACUCGUCCUGGUCUUCUACUCCGUGCGAAGAUACCGUCGCCUUUCUGCUUACGACGAUUAUACACACCCUGUCAACGUCAAGCCUUAUGGUUUCAACGACGACCUUGAGCGUGAUACUUCAUACGCUCGACAGUCUACCGACAAGCGCUUUUCUUCAACAUCGUCGCGAGCUAGCAUCAUCUCAAAGCGUGAAUCUGUUGAGAUGGGCACCGUCCAGCGAACACCAAGCGUCUAUUCACACAAGCGUGACACUCAAUUCGAUGACUAUGUAGCACGUCGCGGCUCCGCCACGAAAGAACGCAUUGGCAGCGGAGACUUCAGUUACGCUGGAGCUCAGGGCGAGGCUCAAGACUCUGGAGCAACACUUACACCAACUCGUCCAAGGGGCGCCAGUAGCGGUCGAGCAGCGAGCUGGACGAGCGACCGAGGUCUCGUAGCUGUACCUGAGGAGGAUGACGACACAACAGCUGGCAAGGAAUCCAAGACAGAAAAGGAAAAGAAGGAUCGCGAGGCUCUUUUGGGCAACACUCCUCGCGAGAGCAUUGAUGGCCUAGUUGUUCCACAAGAAGCCGACCUGUCGGAGCCCAGGUGGCAGCGCGAACAGUGAAAAGGGGAGGGAAUGAGAAUGUUUCAUUGACAAGGAGAGUCUUGUGAGACUUGCACGAGAAGAAGACUAUUUGGUCCCAACCUCCACGACUGUAUAUACCCACAGGAGAAUUGGCGUUUCAGGGGUGUUUAAGCAGCAUUGAAGGCUGACUGUUUCAUGAUACUUUACAAUGAUAGAUGCAAAUAUUUGUUCCAAACUUGAGUGUGAAAGAACAGUUUUCCUCGCCAAUUGAGGCCAACGUUCUAAGGUAUACUUUUGGUUAAUGGGACAUUUGUCUCCAGGAUAUGUCAUGAUGAAUUCCACCAG
Molecule: messenger RNA, 2130 nt
Organism: Fusarium odoratissimum NRRL 54006
Lineage: Eukaryota; Fungi; Ascomycota; Sordariomycetes; Hypocreales; Nectriaceae
Exons: 3
Coding region: 784-1824 (346 amino acids)
Source: RefSeq, a predicted model, not a curated record